CAUCGUCCCAGACCGGAGAAAGCAAUUACUACUUAUCUCCUGAGCUGAUUCCCUUUUUCGGAUGACAGAUAUUACUUCGUACAUCAACAUAUUGUCAUCUGAGUCUUUUGCUGCAUGUUGGUCCUGUUUCUGCAUAUUACCCACACCGGUCAACGAUGCACCUCCCGAAUGGUCUCGGCCGCAAGGAUCCGCGAUACUUGCUCGCUGGAUUCGUUGGGACGUCUUUGCCUGUCAGCCACAAAGCAUGGCGUCGUCCUAACUUGCGCCCGUCUCAGGCUGUCCCCCCGUAUCCGUACAAAAGGCAAUGUUACCCACCUUUACAGACGAUUUCAUAUGAUACACACCUACUUAAGCUUUCCCACAGUCUUUAAACAACUUGUGGCUUGGUUAUUGGGCCAUCGCCGAAAUGCCACUCUCAACCUUGCCCGUCGAACUGGUCCGCUAUGUCGGUAUGCUGCUUCUCCCAGAGGAGCCAUACAGCACACGCCCAGACAGCUUUUACUCAGCCGAUUUCAUUGAAAACAAUCGUACGCUGCGGGCGUUGACAUACACAUGCCGCAGCACCAGGACGAUACUCGAGCCCUUGCUCUUUCGCUUCAUCUUGAUGACCGACGCCGCCGACAUCACUCACUUCUUCCUCUUGCUGGCCCAAAACCCACGCCUUCGUCCGUAUGUCAAACAUGUUGCAUGUCUCUCAGCCCUGGAUUGGAACACCUCGUCCGGAUGGUCAGCGUCUCGCAUCAGGGCUUGGAGGAUGUGGGAAGUGCGCUACGGUCUGGACAUGGGGUUCGCAGCCGUCAUGGCACACGCAGGCUUUGAGUUGGACUAUGGCAAUAUUUCGAACGUAUUCGAGGAAAUUGACAGCGACACGGACUAUGCUCCUCCUUUGGAUGAGCUUGUCAAGCUUAUGUUCGGCUCUGUACUUAUUAUGACCCCGGAGAUUGAGACGCUGUUCUUCCAUCACCGGCUCUCUCAUCAGGAUUUUAACCCGACCAAUGUUGUUGGUGGCAUCCUGAAUGAGGCUGUCAAUGGCCAGGACUAUGUGGUGAUGCCCAAAUUGCGGGUCAUGGAGCUCGGCACGCAAGAGGACGAACCCCUCGGGGAUGCCAUCGAGUUCUUCUUUGACGAGCCUGACAUGUGGAUGAACUUGCGAACACUUAUCAUCGACGAUAGUGACUUUGACGAUCAGUUCUUCCAAUUGUUGGUUGAGCGCUCCUUUGGGUCUGAGCUCCCCGUCGAAGAGUUGUAUGUCCGUGGUAAAGUAACCGGACCGCCAACUACACCCACAGAUUCGGUAGAUGGGGCUCUUGAUGAAUUUGAUCGGGAUACAAGCUUUGAGCACAUCCUGGAUGUGCUAGAAAAUGACUUUCAGCCUAAAAACGACGUGUUCUGCAACCUGCGUCUGCUCGACGUUGAUUUCCCCCCUCACCCAACGCGAGAGCGAAUCGGCUCCCGCGUCCUCAAACUCUUCCUCGCCGCUAUAGGCGGCGCCCCAGAGACUCUUCGACUAACCCGUCAUCCGUUCCCGACUGAGGCCCUAAGCACAGCUGUGCAAACCCGCCUCAAGGUCCUGGUUGUCAAGGAAUGCACAGACAUGCCUGAGGUACCGAGCAUCGACGAAAUGACAGAAGCCGUGGCGACACUAUCCCACGCGGGCCAGUCUUGCGUUCCUGAGUUGGAUUGGGUCUAUCUGAACGAAUCACGGAAGGAAAUGAGGAGCUAGGGUGCGGGAAUUGAGUUUGGCGGAUACAAAUCAGGAGGGUCUCGUCGAUUGAAUCGAUCGUGAUCUUGUGUCGGGACACCAUGAAUCACUCCACUAAAACGAAACAAAAGCUACAUGAUUGAGAUAUAUCGGGUAUGGGCUUGCAUAUCUACGAGUAUAAGUGUGUUGUUAAUUUAUUUAAAGUAAAUAAAUAC
Molecule: messenger RNA, 1917 nt
Organism: Ilyonectria robusta
Lineage: Eukaryota; Fungi; Ascomycota; Sordariomycetes; Hypocreales; Nectriaceae
Exons: 1
Coding region: 407-1723 (438 amino acids)
Source: RefSeq, a predicted model, not a curated record